UUGCCUAGCAGCAACAUUUAUAAUUUACUUUUUUUUGUUUGAAAUUUUCGGAUAAACUAAAUUUCGGUUUUAUUAAAGGCCGAACCGAAUAUUUUGCAAAUUUUAUAAUUGACUCUUUUUGGCAACUCCAAAUUAUACAAUUUUAAGAUGAGCAUCGAUAUUUCGUGGCUCUGAAUGAUAAUUGAGUGCAGCAAAAAAGUUUUUGCUAAAACAACAACAACAACAAUACCGACACCGACGACAGCAAGGUUCUUAGUCAUUGCCCGGCUUGUAUAUCCCCCCCUCCGCCUUGCCUAUGCUUUUAGCAGUGCAUCGUCUAUUGUGAAUCAUAAUUUGUGAAUCGUUUUGUUGUUACUGCUGUGAUCUCGCGCCAGUUCCAGCUCCGGCCGCCGCACAAUGUCCAAACACGGUGCCGUUAUCUUGAGCAGCCUUCGCCAGCUCCUGCGCCGCUCCAAUGUGCGUCAGUUCGAAUGCUGCGGCAAGCGUCUGACGCCGGUGACCACGACUCUCGCAACGUUGCACUUAUGGCCUGGCCAUGAACAACAGCAGCACAGAACCUUCAGUUCGUCAAGUCAUUCGGAUGAUGAUGAGAAGUUGCGGAAAAAGCUCGACAAGCACGAAAAAGCAUCACCGACCACUGAUGAUGUCAGUCUGGAGUAUAUCAAUGGCAUGCCUCAUUUGACAGUUCGCCUGCCAAGUCGCAAUGAGCUGUGCCAGUUCGCCUUGAAGCCCAUCUCGCACACCGUUGGGAAUCUGCUGACAAUGCUCAGGGAGGAGGAUCGGGGCAUAGAUCGUGCUGCGGUUAUCAACAAGCACGGCGUGCGCAUUGCUUCCUCCUGCACCAUUGAACGAUUGCUGGACGAUGAAUUCAGUAUACAAAUAAACAAUCGCAAUUUGGAUGUGAAGCCGCCAGAACGCGAAAAGAUCACGACGGAGAAGAUUGACAAGAUGGACGAUGUGCGCAAGAUCAUAGCACAGCUCUACGAGGCCUUCAAUGUGGGCGAGUAUCAGCUGGAGAAGAGCAAUCAAUUGGCCAAGGAACUGGAAAACCUGCGUUACGAACUGGAGCCGCUAGAGGAGAAAAAAAUGGAGCUGGUUAAAAAUGCUGAGCGCCGAACCAAUAUGAUGACCUGGGUGGGCCUGGGUCUAAUGUCCGUGCAAUUCGGCAUACUCGCGCGCUUGACCUGGUGGGAAUACUCUUGGGAUAUUAUGGAGCCGGUGACCUAUUUUGUCACCUAUGGCACGACAAUGGCCAUGUACGCCUACUAUUGUGUAACCAAGCGAGAAUAUAUCAUGGAGAAUGUAUAUAAUCGCCAGUACUCGCUGAACAUUUAUAAGAAUGCCAAAAAAGUUCAGUUCGAUGUGGAACACUAUAAUCGACUGAAGCGCAGAUCUGCGGAAUUGGAAUAUAAUCUGAGACGUCUCAAUGAUCCCAUCAAUAUGGGUCUGCCAGCUCAUUUGGUGCGCACCCAGCUGGAUUCACCACCUAUUGAAGAGAGCAAUGGAACGGAAAAGUGUAAAGAGAAAAGUACUUAAGAACCUCGUGGCUAGCUUCUGCUCUUCUAGACGUCGGAACAGAGACAACAGACCAGAGAGCACAUGUAAGGGAUGAAGAGAAAGCAUGGGAACGAAGGGAAAGCUGAAGUAGCCACCUAUAAAAAAUGAAACUCAAAUCUAUAUUUAAACACUCGCAAGCUCUCAAUCAAUCAACUCGUCAUUUAGCCAAUGUUGUCGUACAGUGAUCGAAAUUAUAGUCAACUCCAUAUAGAUAUAUUCAGCUAUGGUUUUAUAUGUUUUGCUCUUACUUAAUUGUUCAUUCGUUUGUUGAGUGUACUGUCCUUUUCUGUUAACUGAAUGUUUAGUUAGUUAUUUUUUAAUUUUUAGCCUAAGCCAAAGUUUUAAUGGGCCCAGAAAGCGCACAAAUUUCACAAAUGACGUCAUCUGCUAAAGGUGUUUGCUUGACUUUUGUUUAGUUAUUUAUUUAAUCAGUGAUUUGUUUUUAAGCAUCAACUGUGUGCGUUGUGAAAGUUCUAGUAAAAUAUAUGAU
Messenger RNA from Drosophila novamexicana, 2047 nucleotides. RefSeq names its product calcium uniporter protein, mitochondrial (gene MCU). Gene Ontology annotation, cellular component: mitochondrial inner membrane; uniplex complex. Bases 397 to 1536 code for a protein of 379 amino acids. Gene Ontology annotation, biological process: mitochondrial calcium ion homeostasis; calcium import into the mitochondrion. Lineage: Eukaryota; Metazoa; Arthropoda; Insecta; Diptera; Drosophilidae. The record is from RefSeq and is a predicted model, not a curated record. The transcript has 7 exons. Gene Ontology annotation, molecular function: calcium channel activity; uniporter activity.